This is a messenger RNA of Lethenteron reissneri (Far Eastern brook lamprey), 4127 nucleotides long. It is a transcript of the gene PDXDC1, whose product is annotated as pyridoxal dependent decarboxylase domain containing 1. Lineage: Eukaryota; Metazoa; Chordata; Hyperoartia; Petromyzontiformes; Petromyzontidae. Gene Ontology annotation, molecular function: carbon-carbon lyase activity; pyridoxal phosphate binding. Gene Ontology annotation, cellular component: intracellular membrane-bounded organelle. Gene Ontology annotation, biological process: carboxylic acid metabolic process. The record is from RefSeq and is a predicted model, not a curated record.
CCAGCGCGGUGACGUCGGUGCCAGCGUGGCCGACAGGCGGAAGGCGGAAGCGUUGCCGAGUAAACACGCGACAUGGAGGAGGCCUCGCCACGCCAGGCUGCUGUGGACCCAGCGCUCGCAGCGAUGGGCCGCAGCCUCAACGAGGCGAUCCGCGUGCUCGGGGACAGGCAAGGGUCGGGAGAUGAGACUGACGGAGUCAACCGGAGGUACAUCCCCGGGCCGCUGCAGAGCAGCGGGCAGACGGUGAGCGGCAUCCUGGAGCUGGUGCAGACACUCAUCCACGGGGACGACGCGGAGGAGGGGGAGGAGGGCGACUCCGCUCCGGCAGGACUGGUGAGUGGCGGGGGAGACGGCGCCCACGUGGCCCUACUGGGCCACAGCCUCGCCGCCUACAUGUCCGUGCUGCCCCGUGAGCGCCUGCGCCGCCUCACCACACGCAUCCUCUCCGACACCAUGCUGUGGUUCUGCCGCCUCUUCCGCUUCGAGAACGGCUCGGCCUACUACCACGGCGACGAGCACGACGGGCUGCUGCGCGUGUGCCGCCUGGCGCUGCACUCGCGCUACGACGACUACGCCACGGACGGCUUCCAGGCGCUCACGCGCCAGCCGCCCGUCGUCUACGUCAGCGCCGCCGCCAGCCCGGGCACUGCGCAGCACCUGUGCCGCCAGCUGGGACUGCCACUGUCCUGCCUGUGCACCGUGCCGUGUAACACCGUCUUCGGCUCCCAGCACCAGAUGGACGUGGCCUCGCUGGAGCGUUUGGUGAAGGACGACAUCUCCUCGGGGAAGCUGCCCCUGCUGCUUGUGGCCAACGCAGGCACACCGGUGGCGGGGCACACGGACAAGUUGGGGCGUCUCCGCGAGCUGUGCGACCAGCACGGUCUGUGGCUGCACGCACAGGGGGUGAAUCUCGCCACGCUGGUGCUGGGGUAUGUCUCGUCAUCCGUGCUGGCCGCUGUCAAGUGUGACAGUCUCACGCUGACCCCGGGGCCCUGGCUGGGCCUUCCGGCGUGCCCAGCCGUCACGCUAUAUCGCCAUGACGACCCCGCGCUGUCGCUGGCGGCGGGUCUCGCGUCGUGCCAGCCGGUGGAGAAGCUGCGGGCGCUGCCGCUGUGGCUGUCGCUGCAGCGGCUGGGCCACGACGGCGUGGUGCAGCGCGUGCGGCAUGCCUCCGCGCUCAGUCAGCGGCUCAUCGAGAAGCUGAAGCUCGUCCCCGGGGUGCGCACGCUGGUGGAGGACGAGCUGAGCUCUCCCGUCGUCCUCUUCAAGUACGCGGGCGACUCGUGGCAGCCAGCGUCGGAGCGGGACCCGGCUGAGGACGUGAACCAGGACGUGAUGGACGCCUUCAAUCGAUGGCUGGGCGAGGAGCUGGCGCGGGCGGCGCCGGCGUGCGCCGUGGACGCUGUGGAGCUGGGAGACGUCGGAGUCUGCCUGCGCUUCAGCCCCCUCUCCUGCGCCGCCGGCCUCGGCACGGCGGUGGAGCACGUGGACGCGCUGGUGGAGGCUCUCGGGGCCGCCGUGCCCGUCAUGGCCGCCACGCUGCGGCUGCGGCACUUCUUCCGCAGGGAGGCCCUCGCGCAGCCCAGCCUCUCCUACCUGGAGGAGCCGGGCUGGGCGGGCCUGGGCGCCGUGCGGUUCGAGCUGACGAUGGGCGACGUGGACCCGGCGCGCAGGGGCGCCGACACGGAGCGCGUUAAUGCCGAGGCGCUGCGCAAGCUCGUGGAGCUGGGCUCCGACGUCCCGUUCCGUGGCGGGGGCCAGGCGGGCGUGUACGUGGGCAUGGUGGCGGAUGACGUGGACGUGCGCGCGCUGGUGGAGACGAUCGCCGACACGGCCCGCGAGGUCGAGGAGAGCACCAAGCUGCUGGAGAACAUGGCGGACAUGGUGCAGAAGGGAAUCCACGAGGCGGAGGAGCAGCUGCGCAAGGCGAGCCAGGAUAAGCUCAUGCAGGAGGGCGUGCUGAGGCAGCUGCCCGUCGUGGGCUCCGUGCUGAACUGGCUGUCGCCCUUGCACGCCUCCAUGCGUGGCCAGGCCUUCAACCUGAUGGCCGGGGCUCUGGAGUCGACGGAGAGCACGUACAGUUCCAAGAUGCAGACUCAGCACGCAACCCCCCCGGUGACCCCAACAUCGGAAAGACACUCCCACCUCUCCGCUCAGAAACUCUUCAGGCACUCGUCGCACACGUCGGAGGCCGGGCAGCAGAACGAGAGCAACUCCGCUGUGGUGGAGGAGGCCCCGUCCCAAACGGAACGCCCUGCCGGCUCGCCCGGUUCGCCCGCCGAGGUCGGCGCUGUCGCCCAGCGCGACGAAGGAGGGGACGACGCCGAGGACCCGGGCGGCUCGCCCGCCACGGGGAGCCCCGCCGGGACGACGCCCUCCGAGCUGAGCGGCACGGGGGGCAGCGUCGGGGCCACGAGCAGCAGCGGGGGCAGCGGCGGGGGCACCAGCAGCGGCGGGGGCACGAGCAGCAGCGGGGGGGCGAGCGGGCCGAGCGCUGGCAGCGAGUCGAGCAGCGUGGUGGGGGUGACGGAGUCCGAGUCGGGCCCGUCGCGCUCACUCUCCCAGGACCCGGCGACCGGGCUGUCCUCGGAGCUGGAAUCUGAAGGGGAAAAGGGGCAGUAAAAAAAACGUCAAAGUUACACAAAUAAUACAAAUUAUAUACAUUUAUAUAAAUAGUUGGAUUAACAUUUAUAAGAAGUAAAUUUUUACAUGAAAGGUGUAAAUUUCAAUUUGCCGCCACCCACCGGGCCACGGGGUAAGUCACGUGGGUUUUUAAUGUGAAGCAUUUCUUUGACGGGAGAAGAGAUUGGAGGGGUGGGGUGGCUUGGUAGGUAGGCUCCCGGUGUCGCCGCUGUCAUGUGCCCUUGGAUGUAGCCCACUCACCCUUGCUGCUUGUGAGCACUCAUACCUUGGUUGUACUUGGAGCAUAGGUGCAGGUUUCCCUCGCUCUGUGCGGGUUCGGUUCGUGCGAUUUUGCGCACUGUAUACGCGGCUAACCUAUUUCAAAGAAUUCGCUGGAUUGUGCGGUGCGGAUUCGCUCGACAUGCGGCUUUGAGGUCGGACGUGGGGCAGCACUGCUUUUGUGCUGCGUGUGUACUGUAUGCGCUAUUCCGCUCCGAUUUGCACGGCUGGCUACGUACGGUGCGAAAGAAGUUCAACACACGUACGUAGCCAUCUUCCAGUGCGGGUCCGUUUUGUGUGCUCCCUUUUCUCGGAACGCAUCUGCGAGAGCGAAGGGAACUUGUCUGUAUGCGUGUGUGGGCAGCGGGUAUGGAGGCAGUAAUAACGAGACGACUUCGCAGCUGAAGAAGGCGGAAACAUUCAGGAGGCAAGGAAGGUUUGAGGAGCCAAUGCCUCUUGGUCAAGCCCCCCCCCCCCACUCCGUCGACGCGCCCUGUGGGUGUACACCCAAGGUUUUGGGAGCUCGCGAAUGAAGGGGGCGAGCGGGCUGCAGCAACGAGCGCGUUUGAUGGGUGAGUUUGGGUGCGUUUGCCCGGUCUGUCGUUCACUCCACGAUGCUCGCUUCCACGUCCUUUUCCAAUCGCGUGGCGAGAGAGACGGGCGUGCAUCGGUCACACGCGCGGUUGUGGCAAAGCGGUUUGGGGGCGAUCUUUGGAAGCAAGGAUGUACAUAUAAUGUGUAAUUGCAGGAUUAUUUUCUUGGCAAACUGAGGCUGUUCGGAAUAUUACAGGGACACUUUAAAGUAAUUUAAAACUUGGAUCAAAAUACCAUAUGAAGUUGUUUAGUUUUUUGGCCCGGCCAAAUCCUGCUGGGUUUGACAGCCCCCCCCCCCAUACCCCUCCCCUGCCCCCCCCCUGCUCGGAUGAUGGGUUCAUCAAACCCGUGUAGUGGUGUUCGUUGACGUGUAUGGGUUUUUCCUGGGGAUUUUUCGAAAGGCUCAUCAAAAACAAACUCGAGCUAUGUUAUUAUUUCGUGUCACGGAAUUGUUUUUGCACUUAAUAGGAUGUGUGUCAGCGGUGUGUGAUCACUGGGGGCCCAUUCCUUGUGAUGCUGCAAGGCUCUUUCCUACACGUGGGUCUAAUACUUGGUUUUGGGUGUCUGGGCUGAUUCCGUCCUCAUUGUUGAUGCUGGGGAUUUUUGGAAAAUAAAGAAUCGUUGAACAAUUA